AUGGCUUCUUUGUCAGAAGUGUAUGAUCCACCUGUCCACCGGACCAAUCUGGUCGAUCUCAGUGAUUAUGAACGUCGGCAAGCCUACGGUCGGCUGGAGAAGGAAAUCUUCCUGGCGCGAUUCGGAUCUCCAAGUCCGCCUCCGAUUGUUACAUCCACCACGGUCCUCCCGACUAUCCCGACCAUACCUAUAUGUUGCGGGAUGAGACCUGAUCUCACCAUCAUCAAACUUAUAGCCUUGGCGAUCAUUAAUCAUGCGGACCGCUCACCUACAGGUCAAGAGCUACUGCUCUGGAUUGAGUCACGCUUCAAGUAUUUCGUCAGGCAUCCGGUGGCUCUCGCUCACAUCAGGAUCAGGCUCCAGGAUGUCUUCUUGGAGUACGACCCACCCGUGGUUCCGCUGAGCGGCAAUGCCUAUCAACACUUUGCUAUGCCUUGGGACGCGGACAACAUUCUCAGCCUCCGCUACGCCAUCGUCGUCGGUCACUUGAACGUCAUCUUUCCGCCUCCUCGAGCAUUCUCUAUGAACUUUCGUUUCAUGAAACUUCCCUCGGAAUUACGCCUUCAGGUGUAUGAAUAUACUCUCGGGAUGCCUUGCAGGCAGUUGACAACGGCGCAAUUGCAGAGGAGCGACCUGGGCAAGAAGGAGCAAAACCGCCUUCUCAGUAUGGUGCGCUACGAUGAAAACAGUGACUGGAAGGGCACUACCUUGUUCAGGUGUCCGCGAGUUGGUACUGUCCUUGCUCUGCUGUUGGUUUCCAGAAUGGUCCGCAAAGAGGCUCUGCCAAUAUUCUACCGUAUCAAUACGUUCACCUGCAAGGCGAUCUUUGGGCUUACGAUGGUUCGGACCAGCAUGGGUGCCGCCCACCACAGCUACGUUCGCAAUCUCGUUAUCGAAUAUCCGUACUGGCCAUGCGGACGACGUGUCCGGGAAACGUUGGCUGACUGUGCAGAAUUGGAGAACCUCAGUCUUUGGCUUAGCCGUCCCAUCGACGAACCUGAUUCCAUGGGCAUUCUUGUUGAUUACCAUGAGCUUGGCAUUCUUCGAGGAGUCAAGAAGUUCGCGGUUCACGGUGAGGCCCCGCAAUCAGAAAUUGAUACGAUCAGGGCGUAUUUGGAGUCGCUGGUGACGCAGCCGCGCGAGAAGUCAGAAAAAGUUGCAGUUGAAGAGCCACCGGCGAAGAGGCGAAAGAUUGGACCGGCGUGA
Molecule: messenger RNA, 1206 nt
Organism: Diplodia corticola
Lineage: Eukaryota; Fungi; Ascomycota; Dothideomycetes; Botryosphaeriales; Botryosphaeriaceae
Exons: 1
Coding region: 1-1206 (401 amino acids)
Source: RefSeq, a predicted model, not a curated record